Schistocerca americana (American grasshopper) is the source of this 4166-nucleotide messenger RNA. RefSeq names its product MLX-interacting protein (gene Mondo). Lineage: Eukaryota; Metazoa; Arthropoda; Insecta; Orthoptera; Acrididae. Gene Ontology annotation, molecular function: protein dimerization activity; RNA polymerase II cis-regulatory region sequence-specific DNA binding; DNA-binding transcription factor activity, RNA polymerase II-specific. The record is from RefSeq and is a predicted model, not a curated record. The coding region runs from base 137 to 2605 and encodes 822 amino acids. Gene Ontology annotation, cellular component: nucleus. Gene Ontology annotation, biological process: regulation of transcription by RNA polymerase II. The transcript has 17 exons.
GUUAACGUGAAUAUACGCGUUGUACAUCUGUUUGUGAUAUGGAGACAGUUCGGAGGAUGGCUAGUGCCCGACGCAAGUGGAAAAGUAGUGACAUUCAUAUUUGAGUUUCAUUGACAUACUUUUUAAAUCAGUACAAAUGCAGUGUAGUGGUUUAGCGUAUCGAAAAGUGUACAGCAUGACGCAGGGAGCUGAUUCCUUUGGUGAGAGGAAGAAGAAGCCCGAGAAAGAGGCAAUACACUCGGGACAUUUUAUGGUAUCAGAUUUUGAGGCUGAAGCACAAGAUGACGAAUUCAAUGUGGCAGUCGCGUUGCCUGAGGAAGAAAACAAAACGGUUGCUGUUGCCAUUAGCAUUUCGAAUACUGAGACAUUCAUCAGUGCAAAUCGCCAAGAAAAAACGCAACAAGUUUCCAUCGAGACAUCGUUAGCAAAGCUGUUUCAAUGCAUGUCCCUAGCGUAUAGGCAGAAGCUGACAUCGCCGAAAUGGAAUCGUUUCAAGGGGAUUCGUCUUCGCUGGAAGGACAAAAUACGGCUGAACAACGUCAUCUGGCGCUGUUGGCAUAUGCAGUUCAUAAGAAAGCAGAACACACUUGUGUGUCAAUUUGCAUCUCCUCUUGAUGUCGAUACUCACAACAAACCUGAGGCAGUGGUUUUGGAGGGGAAAUACUGGAAGCGUAAACUUGCAGCUGUAACAGCAGAGUACAAGAAAUGGAGGAUGUUCUACAGAAACAGGUUGGCUGGCUGGUCAUCGAAAGAUGGAAACAAUGAGGUGUUGUCAGAGGCAGAUAUCUUUGAUUGGCAGCCGCACAGCAAUGACAGUAUGCAUUCUGUGGGCUCCAUGAUGGUGGAUGAAGACUACAUGGAAUUUAUGAGUGAUACAUUGUUCACCACCAUUUCUGCAAAUCAGCCAUAUGCCUUUCCAGACCAACGUGAAAUUGCACGUGGAGCUGGUCUUGCAGACUUCAUUCAGCCGAGCUUGGUGCAGCUUCAGCCAAAUCUGGAUGACUUCAUGGACACAUUUGAGCCUCUUCAAGAGCUGCUGUCUUAUUCUAAACUGCCAGCUGUGCCUGAGGAGAGUACUACAUCCACAGUGUUCGAUUCUGCAAGCAACACAAGUGGAGUGGAUGUUUUGGCAGAUCCUCUUGCUGGUAUUCCCACUGCCACAUACAGCUCUCAGCAGCAGGAUCCAGUGUUCACCCAAGGGCAGCCUGUCUCGCUGACUGAAAAACCUCCAACAACCAUCCAGGCUUUUUGCAAGCAAGAAGCACAACCACCCAUUCAGCGCCAGGUUAUAACACAGUCUCAGUCACAGCAGCUGCUGGACAAGCCAUUGCCAUAUCAACAACAGCAACGCCAACAGCCACAGUUGCCACUGCCACAGCAGUUGCAGAGGCAUCAACAACAGCAAACUUUAUCUCAGACAACAAGUUACCAACCUGCUCAUCCUCACCAAGUGACAUCACGCUCCAACAGUGUGACAGAUUGUACUCUCUUUGCUGUUCCGAAGGAGAACCAGAUGAAAGCUGUACGCACACGUUCUCGGAGUGGUCCAAACCUGCUUGCUGGUGUAAACAGGCCCUCGCCAUCUGUAGCAACAGUGGCAAUGCCUCAGACCACAUCCCAAGAGGUUCCAGCAGUUGUUGGUGCCAGUCAGGGAUUGCAGCCAUUGCUGUUAGCACAGUUGUUGUCCAACACUCCUUCUGCAAAUACAGUCUUCAACUUUACGGCAACACCAGAAAGGCCAACGCUAGCGGCCCAGGUGCCAACAAAACAAGCUUCAAGCAUAUUGCCGGCCCUGCCUGUACAGCAGCAGUCAUCUCCGGCAACACUGCUUAUAACUACAGCACCCACUCAAGUUGUUCCAACGAUAAGCAUGGUAAGCCCAUGUAAGAACUCACCAUCAGAUUUGAGUUCACCUCUGGGGACUUCACCACUUGGGAGUCCACAAUCUCCACCAUACCGUAGUUCAAGAAGGGACUCGGGACCACCCCCAAAGGAACAUCGCCGUAUGUGCCAUAUAAAUGCAGAGCAGAAGCGACGUUGCAACAUUAAGAAUGGAUUUGACAUGUUGCAUUCUCUCAUACCUCAACUGAAUCAGAACCCAAAUGCAAAGCUUAGUAAGGCAGCAAUGUUGCAGAAAGGUGCGGAAUACAUCCAACAGCUGAGAGCUGAACGGGAUCAGCUGCGAGAGGAGAUGCUGAGUCUCCGCCAGGAAAUAGAGUGCCUCAAUGCAUCAAUUAGCAAUUGUCAGGCGCUGCUUCCAGCUACUGGAGCGCCUGUCUCACGGCAACGAACCAGUAAAAUGAAAGAAAUGUUUGAUGAAUAUGUUCGUAUCAGGACACUAGAGAACUGGAAGUUCUGGAUCUUUAGCAUAUUAUUUGAACCACUUUUGUCAUCAUAUACAGCAGCUGUGAGCACUGCAAGCCUUGAUGAUUUAUACCGCUCCACCUUAUUAUGGGUUGAGCAGCACUGUUCCCUUGUUGAACUCCGACCAGGGGUUCUGAAUUCACUGCGGUACCUGAGUAGAGCAACAGAUAUUCUGACAGACCCUGCACGGUUACCAGAGGAGGCUCGGAGAGCUGUUCUGAAGAGAGACAUGCAUCUCUGACAAAAUGCAUAGCAGUGGAGUGCUGUCAAGCUACUGCAUGGAAGAAUGUAUGUGAGAAGAGACAGUACUUACUCAAGAUACCUGAUUAUUUCCGUUAUUUAUUCACCUGCUUGCUACAUAUCAGCAAAAAGUGGGGGAGAAGUAUGAAAGAAUCAAAGCAAAUGUGCUUGGAGUUUGUUAUGUGUAAAGAAUUCUACUAAUUUUUAGCUGCCUCCAGACUGACCCUCAACAGUAAAAGUCAGCAGUUCAUAAACAGUUUCAUGACUUGUGUUUAUUGCUAUCUGUAUUGGCAUUAGUAACUUCUGUGAGAAGUUUGAAGUAGCCAACAACAUAAUGUGGUUAUGAUGUGAUUGUCUGGUCCGUCUUUAAAGAGUUUUCGUUGAUCAAGUUUCAUUAGCAAGUAUUUGAUAGGAGUGUUUCUGAUGAUUUAGAACUUUUUUUCUCUUAUGAAGGGAACAGUAACUGUCUUUCACUGUUACUUAUAGAAGAUAAAUCAUUAUAUUAUUAGUACUGCAUCACAAUCACAGUAUAAAACUUGUAAGCCAUGGUCAUUAUAUUUUUAUAAUUUUUUUUAAUUAUGUCAAUACCUUGAAUUUUCUUGCAGUGAAAGAAGUUCCACUCUUGAAAUGGCAGAGUUACAUUGCCUUUAAUUUUAUCUGUGCAAAUGAUUGCAUUGCAUAAAUGAUAUGUUAUGGCCUGUCAUUGAUCUCUGUGCCGUGCUGUUCUUUAGGCAUAACAAAAUUAUUUUAACACCAGGCACUACUUUGAUCCAACAUUUAACUAGUUAUUAAUUUUCAUGUUGCCGGAAAUUGUGUAUGGUGUCAUAUUCUGUCAAAUCACAUUUUCAUAAUGCACUUGAAGUAAUUAUAUAAAACUGAAGAACUCAAAGUGGAAGUAAGUUGUUGCAUCUUAGCCUCCUUUAUGCCCAUGCUUUCUGGUUAUAUAAUUUGUGUUCAUGUUGUGCCCAGUCUCCGUUCAUAAUUACAAUAAAUAUGAACUCAAACUUUGAAAUGUACAAAUAAUGGCUCAAUUACUUUUAUAAAUAGGAAUUUUUAAAUAUACAGUGGUUGUAAAUAUAACAGUCUUAAUUAUUGUGUAUUUUUGUUUUGUUUUGAUUUAUAUACUAGUUACCUUCAGUUUUUCUAAUGAGUAAUAAAUGAUGUAUGAUUUUGUUAUAUUUCAAAUGUUUAUAAUGCAAACAAGUCUGCCAGUGCUGUGAUAUCAUGAAGUAGUGAUUAGAAUUUAUCAACAGCAAAAUUUGUUGUGUGGAUGGUUGCUGGUGCAGUGAAGUCAGGCACGUAAUUGAUCUAUACAGUACUCAUUUAUUGCCAGCUUUAUUUACUCCAUAAUGAAAACUGAAAUUUAAAGCAUUAUCUCAAUAACUGUGACAUGCCUCUAUGCCAUUACUUGUAUCUUAAUGUAAUGACUAAAAAAUGUUAAUGUAGAAGUCAGCAAUUAUUAGACAGCCCAUUUUGUCACAAGAUUUAUAAUUCACUUUAACUCUUUAUUGUUUUUCAAGAUGAAAUCACAUGUUUUGAAAUUCCAUGUAGUACUCUCAACG